This is a messenger RNA of Helobdella robusta, 1257 nucleotides long. RefSeq lists its product as hypothetical. Gene Ontology annotation, molecular function: molybdate ion transmembrane transporter activity. NCBI's taxonomy places the organism in Eukaryota, Metazoa, Annelida, Clitellata, Rhynchobdellida, Glossiphoniidae. Gene Ontology annotation, biological process: molybdate ion transport. The coding region runs from base 1 to 1257 and encodes 418 amino acids. The transcript is spliced from 13 exons. Gene Ontology annotation, cellular component: membrane. The record is from RefSeq and is a predicted model, not a curated record.
AUGACGAUCUUCCUCGUCGGAUUCCUCGUCCUAAUCGUCUUUUGCGUCAUUCUGUACUUCUACAGCAGGACUGCUCUGCCCGUCGUCACCGACAUCAGCUUUCGAAAUUUCAAGAGGAGCUACCUGAUCGUCUAUCUACUGGCUGCAGCUGGGGAUUGGUUGCAAGGACCUUACGUAUAUGCAUUGUACCAAAGUUACGGCAUGGCGACACAUGACAUCGAGCUGCUCUUCGUCGCAGGCUUUGGAUCUAGCAUGCUCUUCGGGACUGUUGUUGGAUCUGUAGCAGACAAAUAUGGAAGAAAGACAAACUGCAUCCUGUAUGGCAUCCUGUACUCUCUGUCAUGCGUCACCAAGCACUUCAACAACUUCUCGAUAUUGAUGGUCGGUCGCCUGCUGGGCGGAAUCGCGACCUCCAUACUCUACAGCGCAUUUGAAUCGUGGGUCAUUCUAGAACAUCAUAAGAGAGGAUUCGAACCCCAUCUCUUGGGCUCCAUCUUCUCUCACGCUGUUGUUGGCAACUCCAUUGUGGCCAUCUGUUCAGGAGUUGUGGCUCAGAAGGCAGCUGAUUUUUUUGGCUAUGUCGCUCCAUUCGACGUUUCCAUAAUCUCACUGGUCAUAAUGUGCAUCGUCAUCUACUUCACUUGGGUUGAAAACUACGGCGACCAAUCAGCUUCAACCAUGCAGUCCUUCGGCCAAUCACUGAAGACCAUCAGAGCUGAUGCAAAGAUUCUUUGCCUGGGCCUCAUACAAUCUCUCUUUGAGGGGGCCAUGUACACCUUCGUUCUCGAGUGGACCCCUGCCCUCUCCCCACCACCAAGAUCCUCACCCUCCUCACCCAUUCCACAUGGAAUCAUCUUUGCUGGGUUUAUGGUCUCCAUUAUGAUUGGUUCCUCUCUAUUUGAACUCAUCAGAAAGAGCAGACCAAUUGAAUCCUUCAUGAGGUUGAUGGUCAUGUUGAUCUCGUCUGCUUCCUUACUGACGCCUGUCUUUUUCCCUGGAAAUCAAGCGUUGAUCUUCAGUGGCUUCUUGAUCUUCGAGGUCUGUGUUGGAAUCUUCUGGCCGAGUAUGAGUACCAUGAGAGAUCUGUAUGUCCCUGAAGCCACCAGAGCCACAACGAUGAAUAUAUUCAGAGUGCCUUUGAAUCUCAUUGUAAUUCUCAUUCUCACUCAGAAUUUUCCAAUGAAGACCAUCUUCAUUCUAUGCGUUUGUUUCCUUUUUGUUGCUUUCCUCUGCCAGUGGUGGCUUUUCAGGUUAUGA